GGCCUCGCCGCCCUUUCAGCACCGGGCCCUGCGAUGCCGUUUGGCUGCGUCACGCUGGGCGACAAGAAGGACUAUAACCAGCCGUCCGAGGUCACCGACAGAUAUGACCUGGGCCAGGUCAUCAAAACGGAGGAGUUCUGCGAAAUCUUCCGGGCCAAGGAGAAGACGUCGGGGAAGCUCUACACGUGCAAGAAGUUCCUGAAGCGGGACGGGCGCAAGGUGCGCAAGGCGGCCAAGAACGAGAUCAUCAUCCUCAAAAUGGUGAAGCACCCCAACAUCCUGCAGCUGGUGGACGUGUACAUCACGCGCAAGGAGUACUUCAUCUUCCUGGAGCUGGCCACGGGCCGCGAGGUCUUCGACUGGAUCCUGGACCAGGGCUACUACUCGGAGAAGGACACGAGCAACGUCAUCCGGCAGGUGCUGGAGGCCGUCGCCUACCUGCACUCGCUCAAGAUCGUGCACAGGAACCUCAAGCUGGAGAACCUCGUGUACUACAACCGCCUGAAGAACUCCAAGAUCGUCAUCAGCGACUUCCACCUGGCCAAGCUGGAGAACGGCCUCAUCAAGGAGCCCUGCGGCACCCCGGAGUACCUGGCUCCCGAGGUGGUGGGACGGCAGCGGUACGGGCGGCCCGUCGACUGCUGGGCCAUCGGCGUCAUCAUGUACAUCCUCCUCUCGGGGAACCCGCCGUUCUACGAGGAGGCCGACGAGGACGACUACGAGAACCACGACAAGAACCUCUUCCGCAAGAUCCUGGCCGGCGACUACGAGUUCGACCCCCCGUACUGGGACGACAUCUCGCAGGCGGCCAAGGAGCUGGUGACGCGCCUCAUGGAGGUGGAGCAGGACCAGCGCAUCACGGCGGCCGAGGCCAUCUCGCACGAGUGGAUCUCCGGCAACGCCGCCUCCGACAAGAACAUCAAGGAGGGCGUCUGCGCCCAGAUCGAGAAGAACUUCGCCCGCGCCAAGUGGAAGAAGGCCGUGCGCGUGACC
Messenger RNA from Nothoprocta perdicaria, 993 nucleotides. RefSeq names its product CaM kinase like vesicle associated (gene CAMKV). Gene Ontology annotation, molecular function: calcium/calmodulin-dependent protein kinase activity; calmodulin binding; ATP binding. NCBI's taxonomy places the organism in Eukaryota, Metazoa, Chordata, Aves, Tinamiformes, Tinamidae. The annotation marks the transcript as partial. The record is from RefSeq and is a predicted model, not a curated record. The transcript is spliced from 10 exons. Gene Ontology annotation, biological process: peptidyl-serine phosphorylation. Gene Ontology annotation, cellular component: intracellular anatomical structure.